CAACAAUAAAAAGAAUAAAAUAAUGUUAUUAGAAAUAUUUCUAUUGUUAGUUUUAGUUGGGUUAUUAAUGGGAUUAAAAUGGUUAUUUACACCAUAUACUAAUUGGAAAAACUAACAAAAAACAGUGAAAAAAGAUGAUAGUAUAGUGGUAAUAAGUGAUGGAAAAGAAUAUAAAUAUUCCACAUAUAAAAAUACUUCAAAUGUAGAAUUAAGCAUAAUAAUUCCAUCAUAUAAUGAAGAAAAUAGAUUAGGAAGAACAUUGGAAGCAUCAUUAAAAGUAAAAUGAUAUAAUAUUGUAUUAGCAUUUUAGUAAAUAUAAAUAUGAGAUAAUAAUAAUAAAUGAUGCAUCAAAAGAUAAAACAUUAGAAGUGGCCUAGAAAUAUUCAAUAAACAAUAAGAAUUUUAAGAUUAUUACAUAUAAUAGAAAUAGAGGUAAAGGAGGAGCAGUAAGAUUGGGAAUGUUAGCAGCAGCAGGUGAGAUUUAAUUAAUGAUGGAUGCAGAUUUAGCAACAGAUCUUAAUGAAUAUGAAAAAUUAUCAAAAGAAGUAAAUAUCAUUAUAUAAUAUAUUAGUUAUAAAAAAUUACAUAAAAUGGAUUAGGAUUAGUAGCAGGAUCAAGAAAUCAUUUAGUCAAAGAUGUUGUUGUAUAAAGAAAAUGGUAUAGAAACUUUUUAAUGCAUUGUUCUAAUUUCAUUAUCAAUACUAUUUGUGGUGUUAGAUUAAAAGAUACUUAAUGUGGAUUUAAGUUAUUUACUAAAAAUACUUCUUCUAUUUUGUUUAGAGUAUUACAUUUAGAAAGAUGGGCAUUUGAUGUUGAAUUAUUUAUGAUUGCAUAAAAAUACAAAGUACCUGUCUCUGAAAUGCCUGUUAAAUGGGAAGAUGUUGAAGGAUCUCAUUUAAAUGUAGUUGAAGCUUCUAUUUAAAUGGCUAGAGAUUUUCUAUUGGUUAGAAUUCUUUAUUUAUUAAAUAUUUGGAAUUUUAAAGAUGACAUUGGAUUAUGAUGAG
Molecule: messenger RNA, 1004 nt
Organism: Paramecium sonneborni
Lineage: Eukaryota; Ciliophora; Oligohymenophorea; Peniculida; Parameciidae
Source: the annotation of a GenBank genome assembly